This is a messenger RNA of Podarcis lilfordi (Lilford's wall lizard), 21256 nucleotides long. Lineage: Eukaryota; Metazoa; Chordata; Lepidosauria; Squamata; Lacertidae. The record is from the annotation of a GenBank genome assembly.
AAAAAGAAAGAAGAAAAGCCUUUAUUAAUGUGACUCCCUGCCGGCGCGCCGAAGGAAGAACUGGGGCCAAGCCCCUGUCCUUUCUUGGUGGGAUUUCGGCGUGCUUGGAUGAAGGGGCGGGUUCACCUCCUCCUCCGCUUCGCACCUUUGUGGGAGCGGCGAAGGGGCCGCGCCUCCAGGAGGAACGCGAACGCGCACGCUGCCCCCUUAAACGGGAGGCUGGACUCGGCAAUCUCCGCUGUGGGGCUGGCCGGAGCUGCCCGUCGGUGACACGCGUUCCCGGUGGGCGGAGUUGGCUCUCCCGCGCCCUGGAUGUGGGAAAGGGAGCAGCCCAGGCGCGCUCUCUUCGCCUCCUUCUCGGUGGAGUCGAGCAGCAUGGAUGCGGGCUCCGGCCCCAUCAGCCCAGUCUCCCAUCUCCAGGAAGGCCCUUUCAGCUGCCCCAUCUGCCUCGACGCCCUCAAGGACCCGGUCACCACCCCUUGCGGCCACAACUUCUGCCUGAGCUGCCUCGGCGCGCACAGGCACCACCCGGGGACCGUCGCGGCGGGAAGCGGCGCGCCAAGCAGCUCCCGCUGCCCGCUCUGCCAGGAGCCUUUCCCGGCCGACCUCCAGCUCCGGAAGAACCACACCCUGGCCGAGCUGCUGCAGCUCCGGCAACCCGCCCCGAGCAGCCCGGGGCUGGCCAUGGCCCCCGACAAGCCGCCGGAGCCGUGCGUGCCUGGCGACUCUUGCGCGCCGUCGGAGGACGCGCCGCCCGAAGAGGUGCUGUGCGACUUCUGCACCGACGGCGAGCGCGCCCAGGCGGCGCAGUCGUGCCUGGUGUGCCUGGCGUCCUUCUGCUCGCCGCACCUGCAGCCUCAUCUCAAAAGCCCCGCUUUCCAAGGCCACCGGCUGGUGCCGCCCUUGCGGCACAUCGAGGAAAGCCUCUGCAAGCUGCACCUCAAGCCCCUGGAGAGCUUCUGCCGGACGGACCGGAGCUGCAUCUGCCAGCUGUGCCGGGCCCAAGAGCACCGGGGCCAUGAAGUGGUGGCGGUGGAGGUGGAGCGGGAGCACGUGGAGGUGGGUAGCACGCUCGUCCGGCCGUCCAGGCACAAAGGGGGUCCUUUGUGCAGCCUCGCUCCAGGGACGGGGAAGGCGGGGACGCUCCCCUACCCUAGGCUGCAGUGCGCGGGGAUUCCUGCAAGCUUCGCUCACCAGUUCCAGCCUGGGAAUAACUGGAAGAGGGGAGGGUGGGUGGGUGUGGGCCACUGCUGCUGUUCCUCGACGUGCUAAAUUUAGGAGCAUCGCUAGGGACGGGUUGGGAGAAGCUGCCUGAGGCCGCUGCAAAGUGGCUGGCUAGCAGGUCCCUCUUGGCUGGGACAGCAUAAAUAAAAAAUUGUCCAGUAGCACCUUAGAGAAGUGUGUAUCUGAAGAAGUGUGCAUGCACAUGAAAGCUUAUACCCAGAAUAAACUUAGUUUGUCUCUAAGGUGCUCCUGGACAAUUUUUUAUUUAUUUCGACUUCGUCAGACCAACACGGCUACCUACCUGAAUCUAGAAGGAUGGGACAGCAGUUUGUCAGGUGCCCCAAGUUAUCUGAAAAACAGGCACCCUAUUUCCUAAGAGUUGGCACAAGGGUCUGUGUCUGCUCAGAAACACAUUCCUGGAACUUACUUUCUUUGAAGGAGUGUGAGCUUGUUGAAAGACCCUUCCCUGUAAGCUUUCAGAUUUUGAAGCAGUGUGUAGUUACUCUCUGGGGUUAGGAAGGCAGAGCAGUGCUGUCAGUGCAGGACUUGGGGGCAAUGGUUUAGGGUCCAACUCAACAGAGUAAGUAGGAGAUCCCCACCACCACCAAACACAAAAGGGCUGCCUUACUACAAUUUGGAGUAAGUUAAAUAAGACACACAACUGUCUGCAAAGGAGAUACAUUAACAGUAGAGUGGGAGAGCAUGUUAGAGUGUUGGAUAUGGGAGACCAGGGUUCAGAUCCUCACUCAGCCAGGACGCACACUCAGUGAACUGCUUGGACCAGUCACUGCCUCUCAGGGUGCCGUAGCUUUGUGGAAGUGUGCAAAUAUUGUAGGCAGGGGCUUAACCCUUGGCAUCUCCAGGGAAAAGAAUAACAAGUAGCUCAGCUGAGGAACAACUCCUGCCCUGAGAUGCUGAGCAGCUGGUGCCAGUAGAUAGCACAGGGUCAGAUGGACCAGAAGACUGACUCAGUAGAAGGCAACUAAGCUGGCCCUACCAUUAGGCUGAGUGGGGCAGCUGCCUUGGGCAGCUGAUUUUUGUCAACAUAUUGUUACAUUUGAGGUUAUUAUUGCUGCUAUUGUAUUUCUACUUGUGGGAGUUCUUGCCUCAGGUACCAAAAUAAUGUGGCCAGCUCUUGGUUACUACUUAUCUUGUGACUCUGGGAGAGGGAGGGUUGCUGUUCUGCCAUGGGCAGCAGAACAUCUCUGGGCAGCCAUAUAAUCUUAUGUUCAUAUGAGUGGAACGGCAGAGGUUAUGGAACAAUAUUAAGGCUUAUUGGGAAAUUGGUUCAGAAAGGGAAAGAGCAGGGCGAGAUGCGCUGGAAAAGUUAUCUGUAGAGCUAGCUUGGCAGGGAACGGAGCGAUCCUUGUGGAGGAGGAGGAGACCUGGGUUGAAGUGGCACAGCCAUAUCUGGGGAAUCCUUGGAAUGGCAUUGCUCAGGAAUCUGUAAGGCUAGGUUGUUGAUCUGGAAGAGGGUGUGGGUAACUGGAGUAUAUGUUCUAUGGACAUUGUGUUUUAGGAUGGUUUCAGGUAUACAUGACAUGUUUUAAGCUCAGGUUUCUGACUUCAUUAUGUCUCCCCUGGCAUGGCUGUAAGUGCAAGAAGCAUUGGAACAAAUUUUUGCGCAGUGAAUCCCAAAGUGAUGGCAACUUGGACAGGAAGCUUUUAGGUUGUAGCAGUCAAGACAGAGUUGGAAGGCUGAUGACUUGAUCAGAUGUUGGCUGUGCAGACAGAGAACACUGCAAAUGAACAGGGUGGAGUGCAGCAUACUGUGGUGUUAGCCCUGAUCCAAAGUUGGUAGCUGGACACCUCUGCCAGUAUAAUGAUUGACAGGGGAGCUGUGCUUUAGGGCAGGGAUGGGGAACCUGUGACAUUCCAGAUGUCAUUCAAACUCCCAUCAUUCCUGAGCACUGGCCAUGCUCACUGUGGUCGAUGGGAGUUGGAGUCAAACAACAUCUGGUGGACCACAGAUUCCCCAAACCUGUUAGAGGGUGACAGAGCUAGCUUUGUUCUUCCUAACUGCGGCCAUGCUGAUAAAUGAACUGGUUUGAUUGACUAGACCAGUUUUUGAUCUAGUCAAUUUUUCCAGCAGAAACUUUGCACUUUAAAAGUUUGGAAAGGCGUUUGCGACUGCAAUCCUUCACAUUGAGGAAGGGAAACCUUUUUCAGUCAAAGGUGACGCAAUCAAUGCCUUUUGGGCAUCCUUGGGGGGGGCAGGGCCAGAGGCAAAAUAAGCAUAGCAGUAAAUGGGAACUUUGCACGCUGCCACAUUCCCCCUGUUCUUUGUCUAGGCAAGCACAAAUCAGAAUCUGAGUUAGAGGAAUUGCCUUCCAUCCAGGCAAAAACACUUCAGGAGAGUGCAAAGCUGUCAGUGGGGUGUGUGUCUCGGGAGGGGGAGAUAGGGCCAGAUAGAAAGGACAACAUAUGAGCCCCCAGCCUGAGGUUCUCCAUCAUUGUUACCUGGAAGGAGUCCCACUGAAUUCAAUUGCACUUACUUUGCUUCGGGCAUAAAUAGAAUUGCAUUGUAAGAGUGCAUAUGUAGAUGUGCUGCACCUGCUUCUUAACCUGCUUCAAAACCGAUUCAUAAUGGAAAGGGGACUAACCAACAUAGCAACCAUCCGACAGCAUCUAGGACAGUCGCAUCCAUUGCCGCACUUCAGAUUGUGCAGCUGGAAGUUCUGUAAUUUUCCAUGGAGCUGCAAAUCCCCAAAUGCUGAUAUAUCAUGUGAGGUACAUGCAUGUGUGAACUCAGCUCCUCUGAAGCUAUGCAAUAUUCUGCAACCAGUCUUUUGGGGCUUGUGGGGAUGGGCUUUGCCAAGAGCUACCAAGAAAGACAGGUGAAAUCUGCGUGCAGCCAGGACCCAGAGAGGAGAGCAUUGGGAAGGGAUUUGGGGAGCUGGCUGUUGUCAUGGUUAAGUGCUUAGAGCCCGAGAAUCUAGAAGGGGUUGUGAGGUAGGGAUUGUAGAUAAUUGAUCAGGGAAGAACAUUUCCUAUUAAAAUUGCAAUGUUCUGAAAUUUCUAGACCAUAGAGGUUUUUAUUUAAUUGGGCUUUCCUAAUCCCAGUUAUUUGGGAGUAAGCCAUACUGAGUUCAGCAGGGCUUACUUCAGAGUCGACGUAGUUAGGAGUGCAGCCUUAGAGUUGUCUAGAGGUCUGGAAGAAGGUGUCUGGAUUUCUGAUUUUAUGGGUGGGGUACAGUCACACACCCACAUCUCUGCUUCUGGGGCUGUUCUGUGCUCAGCCAACGCCUAGAGAGCUUUCCAGUGAAAGCGGGUGGGGUAGGGGGCCUGUGUUUCCCAAACCCUCAAUGAAAUGUUCCUAAUGCAAAGACAAACAUUUAGCUGAACUUCAGCCUGGCCUGCCAGAUUACACACAUGCAAACAAUUUGUUGCUUUUGGGUUUGGGGAGGAGGCUAAAACAAAAGUUGUGUGGGAGGAGGGUGUGAUUAAUUCUGUGUGCCUGUUAACUGGGCCCAACCAGUUUCUGUUCUGACAGCCUUUGGCUGCUGUGCAGUUGCACCAGGGACUCAUUUCUUCCCCUUGCCUCUCUUUCCCACAGUGGCUCAGACCGGCUUCUUUAUUUCACUUGGCUCGUCUCCCAGGUUCCGCUCCUUGCUCCGUUAGCCCUUUGUGUUGCGUUGAGACGGGGCAUUUUUUCCAUCGCUCCCCUUCCCAAUUGACGCUGACUCAUCUCCUAGAUUUUCACUUGCUAGUUUUUAAUUGAGCUGUCAGUUUCGGUUUAGCUCAUCCUAAAGCACCAAGUUAGUUGGGAAACCCCAUCUCUGUGUUCUCUUUGGGAGAGAUGGCUAAACUUGGAAAGAUUUGCUGCAAGCAGUACUUUACAACUCCCUAAAACAACUUCGUUUCAAGGUUAUUAUUCUUAAGUGGAGCAUUUAAGGGCGGAGGACACUUCCGCAAAUGAGAAUCCUCAAGGGACCACACAGAGCAGGCAAGUUCCCAUUGCAUCGCAACACCAUUUUUUCUCUAGUCACAAGGCCGAUUGAGAUGUCCUGUACCUAGUGAAGUGAGGGGAGAAUAUUAUCCAGAAAAUAUUCUCGAGAAUAUUCUCCAAAAGAUUAUUCUCAAGAAUUUAACAUCACUACUCGUACCCCGAGGGAUGUGGGUGGCGCUGUGGGUUAAACCACAGAGCCUAGGGCUUGCCAGUCGGAAGGUUGGCUGUUCGAAUCCCCGCGAUGGGGUGAGCUCCUGUUGCUUGGGCCCUGCUCCUGCCAACCUAGCAGUUCGAAAGCACGUCAAAGGUACCACUCCGGCAGGAAGACAAACGGCGUUUCCGUGCACUGCUCUGGUUCGCCAGAAGCGGCUUAGUCAUGCUGGCCACACUGGCUGUACACUGGCUCCCUUGGCCAAUAAAGCAAGAUGAGCGCCACAACCCCAGAGUCGUCCAUGACUGGACCUAAUGGUCAGGGGUCCCUUUACCUUUACUCAUCCCCCAGGAUGCCCAGGAAAAUAUUUUCCUCAGUGUUCACACUACUCUUGCGACCCAUUACAUUAAGCUGGAAAUGGGGAACCUUGUACCCCUCAUGUUCUUGGACUCCCAACCCCCACCAGCCACAGCCAAAAAUGAUGAGAGUUGUAGUCCAGUAGCAUUUGGAGGUCUAUGUCUUCCUGAUCUCUGAAGGGAGUACAUAAACGUUAAAAGCACUGGCUGUUGUUAACAUGCUUUGAGCCAGCAAUUGGGAGCCUCAGGCCUGGAGGUUGAAUGGGGCCCCUCAAACCUCUUUGUCUGGCCCUCAGGACUCUCUUCAAGCCACAGCCCCUCCCUGUUCAGCCUGGCUGGAAUGGGUCCUUGAACUCUGAUAAUGCCUCUUGCUUGCCUGGAUUGAGGAGCAGAAGAGAAAGAGGCGCACAAAGCUAAAAUUCAUAUUUAUUCCUCUUCCUACUUUGGCAUCUGACAAGGCUUACCAUCAGCAUGUGACUCCUGAAAGGUCGCCCAGAGGGGAGAUGUAGCCCUCUGGGUGUAAUGCCAUGUAAUGUACCAGAACUGAUGCUAUGAUCACACCCAAAAAGGCCUUCUUGGAGAAUGUUGCUUUCUGUUCAUUAGUGUGGGAAGGACUCUGAUACUGUAGUCUGUUCCAGUACCUCUGGCAUGUAGCAUAAGCUCCACAAAAGGGAUUGAAGCUACAGCAGCCACAGGCAGGACAGCUGUGGCUUUCAAAGUAUAGGUGCAAACUCCCUAAAUGGGCACCAGGUGUUCACUUUUAGAACAUGGAUGGGGAAGCAGUGGCUGUUCAUUGUACUACAGCUCCCAUCAUCCCUGACCACUGGGCAUGCUGGCUAGGGGUUGGUGGGAGUUGGAAUCUCACAGCAGGUGGAGGAGCACCACUUCCACAUUGCUGUCGUAGAGGCACAGAAGUGGGGUGUACAGUGGUACCUAAGGUUAAGAACUCAAUUCGUUCUGGAGGUCCGUUCUUGACCUGAAACUCUUCUUAACCUGAGGUACCACUUUAGCUAAUGGGGCCUCCUGCUAUCACCACUGCACGAUUUCUGUUCUCAUCCUGAAGCAAAGUUCUUAAGCCGAGGUGCUAUUUCUGGGUUAGCGGAGUCUGUAACCUGAGGCAUCUAUAACCCGAGGUUCCACUGUAUAGGGACAGUCUCUAAAGCAUAUAUCACGUCAUGGGAAGGAGCCUCAUAGCAUGGUAACAAUGGAGGAAUCAAGUUAAUCAGGACAGAGUUUAUUGAAGGGGUUGAAAAGGCCAUCUGAUAUAUUGCCUAUAAACUUGGAGCAAAACAUUUUAGAAAUGGUCCCAGUGGCAGCUGGGACCUAUUGGGAGCCCAGCAGUAGAUAGAGCCAAUGAUUGGCAGAGCCAACUAAGUCUAGAUUUGUCCCCAUCCUCUUCCCUGCUGAGGUGGACAAGGGCAACACUGUGAGACCAAGGAGGAGGAAGCUGGCAAGUCGUGUUGCCCCCUGAACUGGCUGUAAGUAAGAAGGAUGCAGGCAGAUGGGCCUGGCAGAGAGCAGGCUGAGGGUGGUGGGCAGUUCUCCUUUCCCCUAAUGGACUAGCCUCCACUGGACAGUCCCAUAGUUCAGUGGGGGUAGCACCCUCUUUGAGUACAAAAGGUCUCUGGUUCAGUCUUCGGCAGUAUUUCCAGCUGAAAGGCAUUCCCGGGUAGCAGGGCCAGGAAAAACUUUGGCACAAGAUCCCAGAGAACGGCUGCCAAUCAGGAUAGCCACUACUAGGCUUGAAGGACCAAUUGUCUGGAGCUGGUAUGAAGUCAGAAUUCCAAGCAGUGAAGUUCUCUCCUGCUGCCAGACAACCAUAAAUUGACCCCAGUUCUGUUAUGGAGCCAGAGCAAGUCUGUAGCUGAUGAACAGAAGGGAACCCCUCUGUUAAUUACCUCCCCCUUUGCCCGGAAUAAAAUGUUAUCUCUCCUGGUGGAAGGGAAGAGGCAGAGACUUUCCUGUGUUGCAAAAAUAGAUAGGGUUUGGCUUGCUGUCAAGGAUUGCCAUGCCUCGGAUGGCUUAAGCAAGUUUUAUUUAUUUUCAUGGUGGCACACCUGAAAAAAAAUAAUUCCUUGCAUGUGUGAGCACAUGCACAUGUAUGUUAGUCAAAACGCACUUAAUCAUUCUUAUUGCUGCAUUUAUAUUCCACCUCGAGGAAGGGGAUCUUGUUCUUCCCGCCCCCGCCUCUGUUUUAUAUUCGUGAGAAAAGUAGGUUAGGCAGUUAGUUUAGGGGCUGAGAGGGGAUUCGAACCCUGGUCCUUUAACAGCACCCUAACUAGUACACAGCAUAGACAGAUUGGUGCUGUGUAUGCCCCAAACGAAAUACAAUUUUUACCUUAUUGGCCAGUGUCAAAUCAAAUUGAUCGUGGCUAUUGAUGCUAGUUCCGCUUAAUGCUAGCAAUUUUAUGUUCUAUAUGUUUACUGUAUAUAAAUUAGCACAUACGACUAAGGAACAAGUAUUCCCUGCUUUUGGAAAAGAAGCAGCUUUUAUGACCGGAAAAAAUAAUGCCAUUUUUUUGUUAAAUCAUCUUGGCUACAUCUCAGUUAAAUCCCUUUCCUUCCCUCUCCCUGGGUCUGCUUAAAGAGAUCAAUGGGUUAUUAUGGCUUCACCAGAUAAGCCCUCUCCCUGGCACUUUAAUUUCCUUGCUUUCAGGUCCGGGUGAGGGUGUUGAUGCAAUUUGGGCUGUGGCUCUUGCUUUCUCUGAUAGAGCUACGAUUGUUCCUUUCAUUGCAACCCUCUCAGUCUGGUCUUUAUCUCACUCCAGCACAUUGUUUAAAUGGAGUUUGGAGCCACAUGACAGUAGCACUUUGCUCUUUUUAGCUUUCCAGAAUUGGGCACGUUUCCAGUCAAAAUUCAAAUGUCAGACAGUUGGGAAGACCGCUUCCUUUACAGGUCUUUAAAAGUAGACAAAAGACUGUUGCUUUUGCAAAAAAAAACAAAAACCAGACACACGCACAUAAUAUAUUACAAUAACGUUUCCAAACACAAACCAACUCAUGUUCGGAGUCAACAUUUGAGAGAUCAUAAGGGGAAUGGUUUGUUUCAGUUUAGAUUACUUUGGCCUCAUUCACACAUAACACUAAGCCAUGGUUUAAUCAAAAACAUUAUUAGCAUUGUGUGAGAGACCUGCCUAGCCGUUUAACUGUUAUUUGUUCACUGACAACAAACUGUGUUUUAUUGUUGACUUAUGAACCUUUGUUUUACUCAGUGUUUUUUUUAAAAUAAAAAACAAGGUGCUGGUACUCAUAUCUUGAUAAAAGUGCCAUUGGUGCCAGCACAAAAUGGCUGCCAUGAGCCACAAAAAAUAUGUAACAGUAUUCAGUACCUGUGAGUACUAUCACACACACACAAAAGCACUGGUUUAGCUAUGGCUUGGUGUGUAGUAUGUGAACCCAGCACCCUUCUUCAAUCAUGGCUUGUUUGGUUACUCCACCCUAGAUGUUUACCAGGUUACAAAGGCAUGAGAAAAGAAGAGCUGGAAAACAAAACUAAUCAUCAUCAUCUUCUCCUUGACAUCUGAUGGGAGGGCGUUCCACAGGGCGGGUGCCACUACCGAGAACGCCCUCUGCCUGAUUCCCUGUAACCUCACUUCUCGCAGUGAGGCCCUCGGUGCUGGAUCUCAGUGUCUGGGCUGAAUGAUGGGGGUGGAGAUGCUCCUUCAGGUAUACAAGGCCGAGGUCAUUUAGGGCUUUAAAGGAGAAAUGAUGGAGAAAUAAGAUGUGGUGUGUUUAAUCAUCCUGGUUAACUCAUGGUUUGUUGAACAAACCGUGGCUUAGAUUUAUGGGCUAGCGGAGCCUUUGUCAAGAACAAAUAUAUAAUAGGCAGGAGAGACAAUAAGGGCAAUACGUUAUGCAGAAUGAAUGGACAGGAGGGAAUAUAAGGGUUUUGGGAAGCAAGGGAAAUCAGGCACAGUGCAAAGUGAAGUCUCAUCACUACCACCUUCAAAGAACUUUUUUUUAAAAAAAAAAUCUUUAGAGUGGUGGUGGCUCUCCAAAUGUUGCUGGACUCCCAACUUUCAUCAGGCACAGCUAGCUUGGCCAGGACUUAUGGGAAUUGGGAGCCCAACAAAAUCUUGAGGGCCACAGUUCCCCAUUCUUGCUUUUCAGAAAUAGAGUUAACGGUGAAUAUUUCUCUACAGCCAUGAGGACUGGAAGAGAAAUGUACUAUUUUCUGACAAUGUGAGGUGACAUUCUGAUAUUCCCUUUCUUCAAAAGGCCCAAAGACCCAAAAUCCUGAACAGCGUUGAGAAUCAGUUGGAUGAACUUGGAGUCACUAUUGCGCAGACAAGGAGGACUGUGGACCUCAUCAAAGUAAGAUGGCUUCAGUCUAUUUCAUCCCAGAAGAAAAACUGGAUGUUGAUCUCACACACACUGUGCCCUGUUCUUUUCAUAUGUUUCUAUGUCAUUGUCUCCUGGUGCCAAGGGGAUCAGGGGUUUGGGCUGUGUCUCGGCCUGGGCAUCAAGAGGUGGUUCAUCCACUGAUUCUGACCCAAUUCUGCUGCAGUAUUGGGAGGUUUAAUUAAAGAUAACAUGUGAGCAAAGAACAAAAAUCCUCUUGCAUGUAUGCACUCGUGUAGCACAAAUAUACAAGUUUCCUGAGAACUGGAUCACAUGGUGCUUUUCCUAGACUGUUCCACUUCAGACUGCAGGUGGAGGAUCACAUUUUUCAACGUUCCAUCAGACUGGGGGAAACUCCAUUCCUAUAAGAAAGUGGCAUGUCCAAGGUAGCCAUUUCCAUGACAUGCUACAUUUCUACUUGCAGAGAUACCCUCAUUUCUGGCACUCAGCUAAAAGACAGAAAAGCAUAUAGUGGCUUAGUGAAUUUGGUAGCAAUGGGAACCUUUUUUCCUAAAGUUUGCCUCUUUACACGUUGUGGUCCUGAUAAAAAUUGGAGGGCUUUAAAAUGGAAUAAUCCAGAUGUGUUUCCUAAUGUCAAAUUCAAGCAUCAUGCCUAGUCUGGCUUAAAGUGGGUCUUUGUUCAAUCAUAUCUUGAAGAAGAUUUGAUUGCUUCUGCCCUCCCCCACCUGGCCAACUUUAAAAGGAGGAUCUGGACGUGUGCAUGGUUUUUUUGGGAUGGUGGUGGAAAUAUAUGUAAUCUACAUGAAUGAUAAUUGGUAUAAAGCUACCUCUGUUGUGUUUAGGGCACUGCUCAGAAAGAGAAGGAAAAGGUCAGCAAACUCUUUGCCGAGACGGCCAGGGUCCUUGCAGCCUUUCAGAAGGAAGUCCUUGGCUUCAUCGAAGAUGGGGAAAGAGCAAUGCUGACUGGGGCAGCGGAGGAGCUGCGGCAGAAGGAAGAGAGGCGUGACACACUGACUGAACACAAGCGGAAUCUGGAGAAGGUUCCCAGCACAGACACUAUCUCUUUCCUGCAGGUCUGUGCCCCUUGAGUGUUAUUCCAGUAGAGAGUCACCCCUAAAAGCACUUCAUUCCUUGCCUGGGCAGAUCCACACCAGAUGUCGAAAGCACAUCUAACAUACAUCGGAAGCACAUGACUUUCCACAAAUGAAUCCUGGGAACUGUAGUUUCCUCUAACCGAACUACAGAUCCCAAUGCCCUGAACAAACUACAAUUUUAUUUCUUUUUAUUUCUUGAAAUUUAUAUACUGCCCUAUGCCUGGACAUCUCACAGAAUAAAACCAGAACACAAAACCAAAAAAUAUAUACAGUGGUACCUCGGGUUACAGAUGCUUCAGAUUAUAGACGCUUCAGGUUACAGACUCCGCUAACCUAGAAAUAGUACCUCAGGUUAAGAACUUUGCUUCAGGAUGAGAACAGAAAUCAUGCUCUGGUGGCGGCGUGGCAGCAGCGGGAGGCCCCCAUUAGCUAAAGUGGUACCUCAGGUUAAGAACAGUUUCAGGUUAAGAACGGACCUCCAGAAUGAAUUAAGUUAUUAAUCCGCAGUACCACUGUAAUCAAAAUAAAAGCAACAACCCAAUAACCUUCCCCCCCAAAAAAACCCACCUUUUAAAAGGGCAUAGGAUGUAAAUCAGAUCAACCAAAGGCCUGGUUAAAAAGGAACGUUUUUGCCUGGCACCUAAAGGUGUAUAGUGAAGGUGCCAUGUGAACUUCCCUGGGGAGAGCAUUCCACAGACAGGGAGCCACUGCAGAGGGACUGUUCUCAUGUUGCCAUCCUCUAGACCUCUUGAGGAGGAGGCACACGAAGGAGGGCCUCAGAAGAUGAUUUCAGAGUGCGGGUAGGUUCAUAUGGAAAGAGGCAGUCCUUGAGCUAUUGUGGUCCUGAGCUGUUUAAUGCUUUAUAGGUCAAAACCAGCACUUUGAAUUGGACCUGGAACCAGCACUUUGAAUUGGACCUGGAACCAGCACUUUGAAUUGGUAGCGAGUGCAGUCAGACCAGGAUUAUUUUACAGAAAGUAAUGUGCUUUCAAUGUAUGGCAGGGAUUUCCCCCUCUCUGGAAACAGUAGAAAAGGGGAGGAUUUGUGGAGACAUGCUGUCCUCUCUAGCGAGCCACAAGUGGAGAGUCUGAUUCAACUUGUCCAUAAUUUUUUUAUGGGCAGAUGCUGCUGCUUUUUCUGGCUCCAGACUGGUGAUUUUUGUAUAGGAAGGUGGGCAUGCUCAUACACUACAGGGGCAGGAAGGUAUAACAACAGCAACAACAAUUUAUUUAUUUAUACCCCCACCCAUCUGGCUGGGCCUCCCCAGCCACUCUGGGCGGCUUCCAACCAAAUAUUAAAAUACAGUAAUGCAUCAAACAUUAAAAGCUUCCCUAAACAGGUAGGACACAAUGGGCAUUUGUCUCUUUUACCAGGCCCCACAAUUUGUAGGGCAUUCAUUCAUUUACAAUAGCCUUCCCCAAUCUGAUGCCUUUCAGAUGUUGUUGGACAACAACUCACAUCAUCCAUGACCAUUGGCCCUCCUUGCUGGGGCUGAUGGGAGCUGUAGUCCAGCAACAUCUGGUGGGCACCAGGUUGAAGAAGGCUAGUAUGCAAUCGCAGUGCUCAGUCCUAUCUGGAUCUCUGCUGGGAAAUAUGCCCUCAUCCGCUGUGUAGGGGCCCUGGGUAAACCGACCUUAUAGGGAGGAGGCUUUGCUGAGCUCUAUGUUCCUGGAUCCACAUUUGGAACAGAGCAGCAUGCCAACAUCUCCUGCCAGUGUAGCUGCUCUUUCUCUCUGUCCCCCUCCCUCCCUCUGGUAUGUUUGUUUCCAUGUCACGAACAGCAGCCAUAGGCUCUCUGGUACUCGGGAAGGAGGUGGCUCUGUGGAAUGAGUCCUCCCAUCAGUCAAUUGCUGUAUAUCACCCCCUUUUCUUUCUUUUUUUGGCCCAGGAGUUCCAAGCACUGAAAAUAGCCACCGAAGAGAAAAACUUCUCAUGGGCAAGCUUCCCCAAAGAGCUGAGCUUCAUCAAAUCCAGCCAGGCCGUGCUCGCUGUGAAGGAAAUGCUAGUGAACAUUUGCAAGAACCAGUGGGACCAGCUCUCAGGGAACGGAGACGAAGGGCCCAUUCUUUAUGGCAUGCCAGAAGGUCUGUAGCAGACGGAAUAUCCUGCUCUUGCAUUCCAUGUAGAGCGCUAUGCAUUCUGCAGUGUUUUGAUUAUGGAAUUCUUUGCUGACUCUGAUAGCUACCAUGCGGUUUCUGCAGAGAUUAUUAGUGCCCAGCAAGUGCUAAGAAUCCACUGUUUCCCUGUAGUUCUUAAGUGUCUAGGAGCUCUGGAAGUCUCUGUUAACAGGGACUGGGCUUGGAAGCAUCAGCAACAAGAAUGCACAUUGCUUCCUUGCCUUUUGCCGGUUCUCAGGAUCUUUGCUUCAGUACGUUAUAAUAAUAAUAAUAGUAAUAAUAGUAAUAGUAAUAAUAAUAAUAAUAAUAAUUUUAUUAUUUAUACCCCGCCCAUCUGGCUGGGCUUCCCCAGCCAUUCUGGGUGGCUUCCAGCAAAAUAUUAAAAUACAGUAAUGCAUCAAACAUUAAAAGUUUCCCUAAAAAGGGCUGCCUUCAAAUGUCUUCUAAAAGUCUGGUAGUUGUUUUUCUCUUUGACAUCUGGUGGGAGGGUGUUCCACAGGGCGGGUGCCACUACCGAGAAGGUCCUCUGCCUGGUUCCCUGUAACUUGGCUUCUUGCAGUGAGGGAACCGCCAGAAGGCCCUCGGCGCUGGACCUCAGUGUCCGGGCAGAACGAUGGGGGUGGAGACGCUCCUUUUCCCAGUCUGUUCUCAAAGCUUGAAAUGCACUGGGAUACCCAGCCUUAUGCAAAUUCAGGACACUUGCAUCAGCUUCCAUUUACAUGUUGAAUUUUGCUUGUAGACUUUUGCUACUUUUAACAUGCAGUAAACACUUUGGGGCAUUAGAACCCAUUAGGCACCAUUUACAUCAUGGAAGUGGGAACCUGCUGCUCUCCAGAUGUUGUUGGACUUUAUCGCCAUCAUCUCUGGCCGUUGGCCAUGGUGGUUGGAACCGAUGGGGGCUGGAGUGCAGCAUCAUUUGGAGGGCCACAAGUUCCCCAUCUCUGUUUGACAUCUCCAAGUUUCCUCUUGAUGUUGGCAUUUGUACCUGCCUAAAUGAAUGUCAAAUGCCAGCCUCAAAGGGAGAAGAUGUUUCAAGCUACAGGCUUCAUGUCAAAGCACUGCAAGUGGUGCAGCUGUUUUGAAAUUGCAUAAUAACAAGACUCUCUUAAAUUGGUGUCGGGUUUCUGCGCCCUGUGCCUCCCGCUUGGGGUUGUGUUUUUUUUAUGAGGUUUCCAUAAGGACUCAAAUAAAUCAGAAGGCAACAAACAGACAUCACCGGGUGUGGCCAGCAGUGGUUUGGGGAAGAUGUCCAAAGUGGCUUUUCCUUGAAACAGAGCCUUGUCUUUCAGAACACAGGGGAGAUAUAUGCUUGAAGCUUACUCUCCUGCCAGAAUUGGAGUGGAUCUUGCUGGCUUCAUCCUCAAGUUCAACUGCUCCCUAAAGAAAGUACAGUGGUGCCUCGCAAGACGAAAUUAAUUCGUUCCGCAAGUCUCUUCGUCUUGCGAGUUUUUCGUCUUGCGAUGCACGGUUUCCCAUAGGAAUGCAUUGAAAAUCAAUUAAUGCGUUCCUAGGAAACCGCCUUCAGACCAGGUCCGGGGACAGUCUGUCCCCGGACCUCUUCUGAAGGCUGGGGGGCAAGGGCUUUUCGCCCCACCCCCAGCAAUUUAAAAAAACCCGGGACAGCGGAGGACUUCUCCGCUGUCCGGGCGAUCUUAAAAUGCUGGCGGGCGGCAUUUUAAAAUCACCCCGGGACAGCGGAGGACUUCUCCGCUGUCCGGGGCAAUUUAAAGCCCCUGGGAAGGCAGGCAGGGGGACAAAGACUUUGCCCCCGCCAGCCUUCAGAAGAGGUCCUGGACCUCUUCUGAAGGCGGGCGGGGGCGAAAGUCUUUGCUCCCCGCCUUCAAAAGCCCUCCGGGACAGGCAGGCAGGGGAGCAAGACUUUCGCCCCCGCCCGCCUUCAGAAGGUCUUCCCUCCCCCCCGCCCGGCUUCGGAGCACCGUUCCGAAGCCGGGCGGCGGCGGGAGGUCUUCCCUCCCCCCCGCCCGGCUUCGGAGCACCGUUCCGAAGCCGGGCGGCGGCGGGAGGUGUUCCCUCCCCCCCGCCCGGCUUCGGAGCACCGUUCCGAAGCCGGGCGGCGGGGGGAGGUCUUCCCUCCCCACCGCCCGGCUUCGGAGCACCGUUCCGAGCCGGGCAGAGGCGGAGGUCUUCCCUCCCCGCCCGGCCCGGAGCACCGUUCCGAAGCCGGGCGGCGGCGGCAGGUGUUCCCUCCCCCCCGCCCGGCGUCGGAGCACCGUUCCGAAGCCGGGCGGCGGCGGCAGGUGUUGCCUCCCCCGCCCGGCCCGGAGGAGCCUUCCGGGCCCGGCGGCGGCGGAGGAGGUGUCCCCGCCCCGCCGCCAGGCUUCGGAGGAGGUCCGAGGACAGUGGGGAAGACGCGCUGCGCUUCCCGCUGUCCCUGAGAUUUCCUAUGGGCUGUCGUCUUGCGAAGCAAGCCCAUAGGAAAUUCGUUUUAUGAGCGCCUCCAAAACGGAAAACCCUUUCGUCUAGCGGGUUUUCCGUCUUGCGAGGCGUUCGUCUUGCGGGGUACCACUGUAUUGCAAUGUGUGACUACUAGCCUAGCAUCGGCUCUGUUCUGUUCAGGGCUUCCCCACUCUCUCCCAUACAUGCCCCAUGUUUCAGGGAGGAGUACUUCCUGGAUACUUACCAGGGAGUUUGCAUGAACUGCUUCCAGGUCACAGCGUGCUGCCACUAUCCCCACAAGACCCAGCCACAGGCAGAAACAAGACAUCCAUGAGAACAGUGGAACAGUCUCCCUCUGGAAGUUGUGGACUCUCCUUCCUUGGAGGUUUUUAAGCAGAGGUUGGGUGGCCAUCUGCCAUGGAUGCUCUAGCUGGUAUGCCCCGUGGAGGAACUUAAGGUCCACAAAUGACAACAUUUUGGAGGUCCCAAGUCGCAAGGUAGUUAGAUUGGUCUCAACUAGGGCCAGGGCCUUUUCAGUACUGGCCCCAACUUGGUGGAACGCUCUGUCACAAGAGACGGGUUCUGCGGGACUUGACAUCUUUCCACAGGGCCUGCAAGACAGAGCUGUUCUGCCUGGCCUUUGGUUUGGACUCAGUCUGACCCUUAUGUUUCCCUCCCCGUAUGGUUUUGAUCUAUGGGCUACUUUUAAAAUGAGGCUGCAUUUUAAACUGCAUUUUAACCUGUAUUUUAAAUUGGGUUUCCCCCCCAUUAUGUUUUUACUAUAAUUUUACUGGUGUUAGCCGCCCUGAGCCCGGCUCUGGCUGGGGAGGGCGGGGUAUAAAUAAAAUUAUUAUUAUUAUUAUUAUUAUUAUUAUUAUUAUUAUUACUGAGAUUCCUGCAUUGCAAGAGGUUGGACUAGAUGACCCUUGGGUCUUUUCCAACUCUACGAUUCUAUGAUAACUGGGCACCACCACACAGAGCCCUAUGUGGUGGUGGGGAGGCUGAAGGAAGGAGAGUAGAGAUAGAAUCAGGCUUUUCAGACCCAGAAGAAAAAGUUGUUGGGAUCCAGGAACUCUGUAAAAUGUGUGUUUUUGGGAUGAGCACAGGACCACAACACAGUUAUGAGCAGAUCCCUCUGCUGGUUGGCUUUGUAGUAGCACAAGGACAUGUUAGGAUCUUGGAUUCUGGGAUAACAUCGUCUGGGAUUUCCCUCUUCUGAUUAAUAGGUUUAAGAAUCUAGUCACAGCAGACCUGUCGAUGACAAAUGAAUUUAAGGUUAAAGGUGGUUGUAUGGAAUAGUACACCUGCGUCUGAUCAGCCAGGAUACUUUCUAAUGAACAAGCCUCUUUUCCUUGUGUGAUGGGUUGGUUUUUUCCUUUUCCUUUUUUGCUGUCUUUGUCGCUGAGGUAAAUUUUUGACAAUUUCCUCUCUUCACAGUGACCAUUGAGCCCCCGAUUCCAGAAAAAAGCAGCAACCCCGCCUGUUUGGAGUCCCGAGAUUAUUUUCUCAAAUGUAAGACCAUUUUAUUGUAUGUUUUGUCUCCCUUGGCUUUUGUUUCUUUGCUGAUGGCGUAACGUUUGGCAGACGGCAGAUGUGUUGCAGACAGCAGAAAUGUCAGCCCACUCAAAGUUAAUUAUGAGCGCAGUCCAGUGAAAACAAAAUGCUUGAGUGUUGUUUUUAGAAAACGUUCAGUGUCUCAGUUACUGGUCUUUAAUGGCCUAGCUAGGUUUAGCUGAAAAUAUGGGGACUUAAGCACACGGUCAAAAGAUUCCUGGAUUGCAGGGGGUUGGACUAGAUGACCCUUGUGGUCCCUUUCAACUUCAUGAUUCUAUGAUGCCUGUAAAGCUACACCACCUCCUUUUCCUGUCAUAAAGAGGCACAUAUUGGAGGAGAUCAGUGGCGUAGCGUGGGUUGUCAGCACCUGGGGCAAGGCAAGUAAUUUGCGGCCCCUAACCCGUGGAUUUUAGCUGCGAGUGCGAGCGCGCCCCCACUAGAUGUUGCGCCCGGUGCGGCCGGCCCCCCCUGCACCCCCCACGCUACGCCACUGGAGGAGAUGGAAAACACAUACUAUCACUACAUGAAAGAAAAAAAAUAAGGCUGUGGCAUAAAAAAGAGAUUUAUGUUAAAUAUAUAUCAUAAGGACUAGAAAUUUAUAUCAUAAGGACUAGGAUUUUAUUUUUAUUUUUUUAAAGUAAAUCUGGGGAACUGAACUAUCAGUAUUUAAAAUGCAUUUAUAUGGAGGAGGAAACCAGAAACCUUGAAAAUAUAGAAAACAGAAGGGGUCUCUGAAAUCAGAGUGCGGUACAUCUUUGUUCCUUGUUUCCAUAGCUCUGCCACUCUCUGCUUCUAAAUGACUAUUACUCUACCUACCCCCAUCUUCCCACCUGCUUUCCCUAUUUCACCUUCCCAAAACACACACACAUAAGGUGCGGGUAAAUAUUUUUAUUUUUUUUAAAAAACAACAACCAAUCCAGCUAAAGUUCGCCAUAGGGCUAAACUGCAGACACACGUGGUAUGCACAAAUUUAAAUAUAGUUAGGAAAAAUCCAACAAUUUUUGCAGAAUAUAUGUUGAUUGCAGCAAUGGAGUUUUUCGAACACGUGGUUGUAUCCAACACUGCUGUUCCACUUAUGCAACAGCUUUCUGCUUGUGCAAUGCAAUGUUGUUGUUGUUGUUGUUGUUGUUGUUGUUGUUUAUAUACCAACCAAUACCUGGAGGUCUCAGGGUGGUUCACAGAAAAGAUCGACAUAAAAACCACAAUAUAUAUAAUCAAAAUAACAACAAGAAAUUAAAAACAUCCCCCCCAAAAAAGAGCCACAUUUUAAAAGCGCAUAGGAUGUCAUCAGAUCAAUCAAAGGCUUAGUUAAAAAGGAACGUUUUUGCCUGGCACCUAAAGGUGUAUAAUGAAGGCGCCAGGCAAACUUCCCUGGGGAAAGCAUUCUACAGAUGGGGAGCCACUGCAGAGAAGGCCCGUUCUUGUUUUGCCACCCUCCUUUUCUCCUUUCCCCUGCAGCCCCCCACCAUGAUAGGGGACCCUUUGGAGCAUAUUUUUGGGGGUGGAGUGCAGAGAGAGGAAGGGGGAAGUCCCAUUGCAUAAGCAGAACAUCACUCGUACAAUGUUAGAUCCUACCCAAGUUUCCUAAGUCAAGGAUGCAUAAGUUCAGGAGACUGAAUGAUUCCUGAGGGGCACCAACCUUAGUGAUGGUAUGUUUCAGUUUUGUUGACCAAGAAGACAAGAUAACUAAUACUGUGUGACUUCCGUGCUCUGCCUUCUUCUCGCCUUCUCCCGCCCCCACCCCGCACAGUUGCCUUCAUCAUCGACUUGGACAGCGACACUGCCGACAAAUUCCUCCAGCUGUUUGGGACCAAGGGAGCCAAGCGGGUGCUGAACCCUAUCGCCUACCCCGAGAGCGCGACCAGGUUUGUCAACUGCGAGCAGGUGCUGGGCGAGAACUUAAUGAACCGAGGCAACUACUACUGGGAAGUGGAGAUCAUUGACGGCUGGGUGAGCAUUGGCGUCAUCACGGAAGAUUACAACCCGCAGGAGUCCUAUGACAGGGGCCGCCUGGGCAGGAACGAGAACUCCUGCUGCCUGCAGUGGAACGGGCAGAACUACGUGGCCUGGUUCGGCGGCUUUGACUGCGUGAUACAGCAGCCUUUCUUCCAUACGAUUGGGGUGUACUUGGAGUACUCUGAGAAGGUGCUGACCUUCUAUGGAGUCAAGGAUUCCAAGAUGACGUGCCUGCAGCAGUUCAAAGUGGCUCGCUUCAAGAAGGGCCAUUUUGACCCCUUCCAGAAUAAGAUCAACCACCAGUUUCCGGCGCUGUUUACGCACAACCUCAAGCCGGCCUUCUUCCUUGAAAGUGUUGAUGCCCACAUGCAGCUUGGGCCUCUCAAGAAAGAUUGUGUUUCGGUGCUGAAGCGACGGUAACUCGUUCCAUGUGCGGUAGAGCAAGAAAGGAAUUGGUAAAGAGAUUUAAAACGGGAUCUUUCCUAGAACAGCAUGUCACUUCCAUGAUACAGGGUUACUAGGCUCUUCACUCAUAUGUCUGUCCCUGCUACCUUUUGAGUCAUUUGACUGGUGCCUUUAAAGAUAAUGGGCCAUUUCCAUGUUGGUCUUUUCUCUCUCUUGCCACCUCUUGGAUUUUUAGUCAUAGUUAUAGUUUGUUCACACUGGGCUUAAACUCGAAGACCAAGCUUGUUACCUUUCACCUGCUGUUUGGGGAUUUGGAGAGGAUUGAUUCUAGUCUGAACUUUCAUUUUCUGUAUUAAUCCAAUAUAUUUACCACACACACGCGCACACACACAGUUUCCUGAUUCUGUACUCAUCAGUUCUAGGGCUUCUUCCUGCUCUCUUAGCUGGGGGGGAUGGUGGCGGCGGGGAAAAUAUCAGUGUUACUUUAAGACAGGAGUCAAGAACCUGGAAUGUUGCUGGACUACAAGUCCCAUUACCCCUAACUAUUGGCCAGACUGACAGGGGCUGCUGGGAUUUGGAGUCCCCUAACAGCUGGAGAGCCAUAGGCUCCCCACCUCUGGCCCAGCUUGUGAGGAGUUACAAAUUUUUCUGUGGGCACUGAGCCAAAUCUUAACUUCUGAUUUAAACUGCUGUUCUUUAAGAUGGGAGCUGGUGGUUGAGUUGAAACAGGCGACCUACUUUUCUUCUGUUUCUAGGAUACCUUGAUUUUAGUAGAUAAUUACAGUUCUUCAUAUAAAUUGGGAAGGAUGGAAAAAUAAAACUUAGCUAGUUCAGAGACAGAACUGAUUUUUACCAUUUGAAGAUUAUUAUUAUUUACCUCAUGGAUUCCCUGACAAUAACUGAAUUGCUGAAAUGCUUGUGUGUUUUAUUAGCCCUGUGGUCUCAGCAUUACGGUUAUUUUCUGCAAGAGUUUUCUUCCAGUUAUUCAGUUUGUUGCCUAUCUGCCAUGGGUGGAUCUUUUACAAAAUAAAUGCCAACAUACUGGAUACAGGGUGAAAAAUAUUAUGAAUUUGGUGAAACAUGAUGGUUAAUUGUAUGAGUUCACUUAUCCCUGCUGUCUGGGCUCAUGCAGUUCUUCCUGCCUACCAGUAAGAAACGGUGAGGUCACCAAAGUUAUUUUCUACUUCCCCUAAUGGAAAUAACUACAGCGCAAUUGCUCACAAUAGCAACACACACACACUCCAUCAUUGGUCAGCAUUAUUAAAAAUAUGUUUUGACGUUUUCAUCUUUCAGCCAGAUACUAAAUAUGUUAGUCUGACUUGAGUUGAGCAAGACUCUACUUCCUGGUAGAUAUGCCUAUAAAUGCAGCCCUUACAAUCUCACCUGUUGCCAUUGGAAUUAGUUAUUGAAAGAAUACCACAAUGAUCAUGUUGUGAUUUCUGUAUUCUUACUGUAUUCUUAAAAACACUUUGGGGAUAAACUGGAACAAUAGGAAAUUUCACACUGAACCAAAAUUGGCUGUAUUAAUUGUUCCUCCAUGAGCAAAAAAUAAAGCCAGUAUAUUUGCUUCCUUAGGUAAUACUGUGCUGCUGUUUGUUUUUCACCCCAAUUUUUGGGUGGUGGUAACCUUUCUGCUUUGUUUUAUUAUUUUUAUUAAUAAUACACAGUUGUAUAAUCUAACAUGUGUGAGGAAAUAAUAAGGAAAAAAGUUUAAAAGAAUCUAGUUGCCAUUAAAGAAUAUGCAAACAUAA